GAUAAUUCAGAUUUUUUUAUAGUGGUUAUAUGUUCUGUGAUUCAGGUUAUGAUCAGGUUAAUCCAAUUAUAGUUUGGAAAAGUCCUAAAAACAACCUUUUUAUUCAAUGAUAAACAGAGUAUACAAAUUAUAUUGAGAAAAUAAGUCCAUUUAUAAAAUGACAGACAAAAUUACAUUUUCAGAUCUGCAACUCAAUAAUUGGAUAAUUCGACAAUGUGCAACAAUAGGCGUAAAAAUCCCUACACCUAUUCAGUCAAAUUGUAUUCCAGCGAUCUUAAAAGGAUAUGAUUGUAUUGGAGCAGCAAAGACUGGUAGUGGUAAAACAUUGGCCUUUGCAUUGCCAAUUAUUCAAAAGUUGUGUGAAGAUCCUUAUGGAAUUUUCGCAUUAGUUUUAACACCUACCAGAGAAUUAGCAUAUCAAAUAGCAGAUCAAUUUGCAGUUAUUGGAAAACUAAUGAACUUGCGACAUUGUGUUAUAGUAGGAGGUAUUGAUAUGGUAGAACAAGGUAUUCAGUUAUCUAAACGCCCGCAUAUAGUAGUAGCCACACCAGGUCGUUUAUCUGAUCACAUAGAAAGCUGCAAAACAUUUUCAUUAUCAAAAAUAAAGUUUUUAGUAUUAGAUGAAGCUGACAGGCUGCUAAGCGGACAAUUUGAUGAGCAGAUUAAAAUAAUUUUCAAAGAAUUACCCAAAAAUCGGCAAAAUCUCUUUUUCUCUGCAACAAUUACUGAUACUUUGGAAAAAUUAAAAGAAGUUAGCAAUAAAGAAUUAUUUUUUUAUGAAGCUCCUUCUAUAUCUGAUGCUGUUACAGUUGAAGAACUGCAACAAUAUUAUGUACUUUGUCCUAAAGAUAUUAAGGACGCCUAUCUUGCCCAAGUAAUAAGAGAGUUUAGGAGUAACAAUGAAGAAGGAAAUAUUAUGAUUUUUACAGAUACUUGCAAAAACUGUCAAGUACUUUCAAUGACACUAAAUGAUGUAGGAUUCGAAAAUGUGGCUCUCCACGCUAUGAUUCCACAACAACAACGUCUAGCAGCUUUAGCAAGAUUUAAAAGCAAUACUGUAAAAAUGCUAAUAGCAACUGACGUGGCAAGCAGAGGUCUCGACAUCCCCACUGUCGAAUUAGUUUUAAAUCACACAGUCCCCAAGGUUCCCAAAGAAUAUGUUCAUAGAGUUGGUAGAACUGCAAGAGCAGGUAGAGGGGGUAAAGCUAUCACAUUGGUUACUCCUUAUGAUAUUAAAUUAUUACAAUCUAUAGAAGAACACAUAAAAACGAAAUUGGUUGAGUGGAAAGUUGAAGAUUCAGAGGUGGGAAAGAUAUUUGCUCAAGUCACAGUUACAAAAAGUGAGGCUUACCUCAAGUUAGACGAAGGCGAUUUUUAUGAAAAACGUUUGAUAAAUAAACGUAAGAAAUGGAUUUUAGAAGGAUUAGAUCCAGAUGAAGAAGAAGCGAAACUUUUAAAGAAAAACAAAAAGAAGAAAAAGAAGAAAUCGGAAUAAGGUUUUGUUUCAAUUGUUUUGUACAUAAUAAAAAAAAAUCUUCGAUAA
Molecule: messenger RNA, 1543 nt
Organism: Diorhabda sublineata
Lineage: Eukaryota; Metazoa; Arthropoda; Insecta; Coleoptera; Chrysomelidae
Gene: Dbp45A
Product: probable ATP-dependent RNA helicase DDX49
Exons: 5
Coding region: 158-1495 (445 amino acids)
Molecular function (GO): ATP binding; RNA helicase activity; nucleic acid binding
Source: RefSeq, a predicted model, not a curated record